AUUGCCAGAGCGCGUAAUAUAAGAAGAAAUCGAAAUACAUUCUGCCCUGGGUUUGAAUGCAGAACAAAACAAGCACACGAGGAAAAUCUUUGGAUCGAAUGAUUUUUAAAAACAAGCUUAUUAUGUGUGCGUAAUAACUCGUCACAGUGAUUGUAAUUUAAGGCACAGCAUUUUCAGUCACAGGCAUUUGGAACUGAAAAAUAGUUGUUCAGUACGUAUGUACGGAGCCUUUCCCAAAAAGUUGAAUGCCAAGGGGAAAGUUUAUUUAUGGCCAUAAUUCCAUUCAAAAAGUUAAACUUCCAUAGAUUGUAGAUUCAGGGCCCACAAUGUAAACAAUUUCAAGUAUUGAAAGUAUCAAACUUUCCACAACAAGCCGAUCGAAUUGGAUAUCGAUGACGAGAGCUUAUUUUGCCGCGAGAGAACAAGUUCAUGGCGAGCAUUGUUGUUUCCGGAGAAGUGUCAUCGACGUGACGUGUCCACGCGCUUUUAUUUUGCUUUCAGCAACGGAAGUCCGAUUUGCGGUGAAGCCUCUCUCGCUUGACGCACAGUGCAGGACCGUCGCAUCCCGCAUCACCCGCGAGCGUUGACGAAAUUGCACGUUUCAGCGUUGGCUGCUUAUCAUCAUGGGGGAGCUGUUCAGGAGCGAGGAGAUGACCCUGGCCCAGCUGUUUCUCCAGUCGGAGGCUGCUUACUGCUGUGUCAGUGAACUGGGAGAACUUGGCAUGGUCCAAUUUAGAGAUCUCAACCCAGAUGUGAAUGUGUUCCAACGCAAGUUCGUGAAUGAAGUGAGGAGAUGUGAGGAGAUGGACCGAAAACUAAGGUUUGUGGAGAAGGAGAUCAAGAAAGCCAACAUUCCGACUGUCGACACCGGAGAAAAUCCUGAGGUGCCUUUUCCAAGGGAUAUGAUCGAUCUGGAGGCUACCUUUGAGAAGUUGGAGAAUGAAUUGAAGGAGAUCAACACCAACCAGGAAGCCCUGAAGAAGAACUUCCUGGAGCUGACCGAGCUCAAACACAUUCUUCGCCGAACACAGCAGUUCUUUGACGAGAUGGAGGAUCCCAACUUGCUGGAAGAGUCAUCAGCCCUGAUGGAGGGCAACGAGGGGGGCAGAGGGGCUCCGCUCAGAUUGGGAUUUGUGGCCGGUGUGAUCAGCAGAGAGAGGAUUCCAACUUUUGAGAGAAUGCUGUGGCGGGUGUGCCGCGGUAAUGUUUUCCUACGCACAGUGCUGUGCGUAUCUCGCUCAAGUCCCUCUGUGAUUCGUUCCAGUUUCCGUGCCUCUCUCUACCCUUGUCCAGAAACUCCGCAAGAGAGAAAAGAGAUGUUGGCGGGGGUCAACAGCCGUAUCGACGAUCUCCAAAUGGUUUUGAACCAGACCGAGGACCACCGUCAGAGAGUGCUGCAGGCUGCCUCCAAGACGAUGCGAGUUUGGUUCAUCAAGGUUCGGAAGAUGAAAGCCAUCUACCACACUCUGAACCUGUGCAACAUCGACGUGACCCAGAAAUGUCUGAUUGCUGAGGUGUGGUGUCCUGUCUCAGAUCUGGACUCCAUCCAGUUUGCCCUACGGAGAGGAACGGAGCGAAGCGGUUCAACUGUGCCGUCGAUCCUCAACAGAAUGCAGACCAAGCAGACUCCGCCCACUUUUAACAAGACCAACAAGUUCACCUCGGGCUUUCAGAACAUUGUGGAUGCCUAUGGCAUUGGAAACUACAGGGAAAUCAAUCCAGCUCAAUACACCAUCAUCACCUUCCCUUUCCUGUUUGCUGUCAUGUUUGGCGACAUGGGUCACGGCCUUCUAAUGACCUGCGCCGGUCUCUAUUUGGUCAUCCGAGAAAGUCGCCUCCUUGCGCAGAAGAGUGACAAUGAGAUGUUCAAUAUGGUGUUUGCUGGUCGCUACAUCAUCUUGCUCAUGGGGAUCUUCUCCGUCUACACGGGCGUCAUUUAUAAUGAUUGCUUCUCCAAAUCACUGAACAUGUUUGGUUCCGGAUGGAGCGUGAGGCCCAUGUUCGGGGCCAAAGGAGCCAACUGGUCAUUUGAAACACUUGAAGGGAACGCAGUGCUGCAGUUGGACCCAGCAAUCCCUGGUGUGUUCAAUGGGCCUUAUCCUCUGGGAAUUGACCCGAUAUGGAACGUUGCCACCAACAAACUGACGUUCCUCAACUCAUUUAAGAUGAAGAUGUCGGUCAUCCUCGGUGUCAUCCACAUGAUAUUUGGAGUAUCUCUCAGUCUUUUUAACCAUCUGUACUUCAAGAAGCCUCUGAACAUCUUCCUGGGCUUCAUCCCCGAGAUUGUCUUCAUGUCCAGCCUGUUUGGUUACCUGGUCCUGCUGGUCUUCUACAAGUGGACAGCUUAUGAUGCAUUCACCUCAAAAGAUGCUCCCAGCCUGCUCAUCCACUUUAUCAACAUGUGCCUCUUCAAUUACAGUGACCCCACUACCAAAUCCCUCUACGCAGGACAGAUGGGGAUCCAGGUUUUGUUGGUGCUCAUUGCCCUUGCAUGUGUACCCUGUAUGCUGGUUGUGAAAACUAUGGUGCUUCGCCGUCAGCACCUGUGGAAAAAGCACCUGGGCACGCAGAAGUUUGGAGGGGUGCGGGUGGGCAACGGGCCCACGGAGGAUGAGGCUGGGAUCAUGGACCACGACCAGCUCUCCCAGCACUCAGAUGAGGGAGAUGAGCAUGCAGAGGAAGAACCGUUUGACUUUGGUGACGUGGCUGUCCAUCAGGCCAUCCACACCAUAGAAUACUGUCUGGGAUGCAUCUCCAACACGGCCUCUUAUCUCCGACUGUGGGCCCUCAGCUUGGCUCAUGCGCAGCUGUCAGAGGUGCUCUGGUCCAUGGUAAUGCACCUGGGUUUGUCCUCCCGGAGCGGCGGAGGUUUCUUUGGCCUCACAAUCAUCUUUGCGGCGUUCGCUACCCUCACAGUUGCCAUUCUGCUCAUUAUGGAGGGGCUGUCUGCCUUUUUGCAUGCCCUGCGUCUUCACUGGGUGGAGUUCCAGAACAAGUUUUAUUCCGGCCAGGGCUUCAAGUUUGUCCCCUUUUCAUUCGAGAGCAUCCUGGAUGGAAGAGUUGACGAAUGACCAUUCGGAGUCCUGAGUCGUCGCUCUUUUUCCUUUUUCGGCGUGUGAGUGCGCAUGAACCCUCGUGCAAACCUCUGUGUCCCUCUAGUGGCAAUCCUCAUCCCCCAAAAUUGCUGGUGUGUGGUAUUAGUAUACAUGUUGUAAAAACGUUUCCAAUGGGACAGCGGUACUCAUACUGGAACCCAUCGUGCUGGUAUAAUGUCCCCCCCCCCCUCGCCCCCCUUAUCUAGCAGAAUCCCUUUUAUUUAUGGAUUUAUUAGUCAUGGCUUCAGUGAUGCUUGCAGUGCAAUUUCCUGUUGUGAGUCUCGAUUGUCCAUGUUUUGGAUUCGGAAAGGUACUAGUGCAACAUGUCUGGGCGCAGACUGUGGAAAAACCCGGUCAGGUCCACUUACUUCACGGAAAUAACAGAGACCGACAUGCACCUGUGGAACACCCGGUCGUCCCUUGCGCUGUAAAUUCCGAGUGCCGUUGGAAUGAAAAUGAGCGGCACAAGGAAACACAGUUGGAAUGGGAAGGCGCGACAUAACAUUGACUGCGCGGGUCACCGGGGAAAAAUGACCAGUCGACAAGUCCUAAUAGGGAGAAAGGCAGGUCAGCAGGUCAGGCUACUUGAAUUGCAAUAUUGAUGGAAAGCCAUAUGUCAUCAGUAUUUGAAGAUUAUUUUCCUACAAAAAUGAUAAUAGCUACUGUAUGUAAUGUGAUUCUGAGACCGCAAAAAAAGUUGCAGUAUCUUUGGCAAGAUUGAGGACUACCUGGUGUCUCCUGCAUGUCUUGUGUGUAAAUUGUGGACGACAGUUUGUCGUUAGACGAUCAUCUGUGCGGUGUGAAAUUAAAUGUACCAAAAUGAGAAGAAGACUUUGCUCCUGCGAAAGCCCUGCACGCCCGGUCAUGAUGUUCAUUCCAUGGGAAAGGAGACGGGGAGCAAUGAACACGAUUUGAUUGUAUUGCCGUCGUUUCGUAGCGUGAACAAUUCCGUUCAACUGCAGUCGCCUCCUCGAUGACCUGGGUGUCACACAGGCUCUCGAAAUCAAAAAUAUAACUCACGCUGGUAAAUCAUUGGUGAUGUGGAAGCUUAAUAUGUGUGUGUGAUCAAUAAUAAAGAGUUGAGGUUUCGA
Messenger RNA from Phyllopteryx taeniolatus (common seadragon), 4186 nucleotides. Its product is annotated as V-type proton ATPase 116 kDa subunit a 1-like. Gene Ontology annotation, biological process: proton transmembrane transport; vacuolar acidification. Gene Ontology annotation, molecular function: ATPase binding; proton-transporting ATPase activity, rotational mechanism. The record is from RefSeq and is a predicted model, not a curated record. The transcript has 21 exons. Bases 624 to 3071 code for a protein of 815 amino acids. Lineage: Eukaryota; Metazoa; Chordata; Actinopteri; Syngnathiformes; Syngnathidae. Gene Ontology annotation, cellular component: vacuolar proton-transporting V-type ATPase, V0 domain; vacuolar proton-transporting V-type ATPase complex; plasma membrane.